UCCGGCGCUUGGCCCGGUACCAGUCCUUAUCAUGGGUCUUCAACCGGAGAAGCGAGGCAUCGAGUAUACUGACUUCGCCGAUAGCAACCCGUAUGCGCGUUUCAAGUCGGCGCGUACCAGCUACGGGCAGCGCUUUGGUGAGGAAACAGCCUAUGUACCUCUAGACCAAGCAUCGCAAUCCUUCCCAGGGAACGAAGAGGAUGAUGAUGAUGAUGCCCAGGCUGCCGAUCUGGUUCAAAGCAGUCAAGAUGUAGAGGAAUCCGGUUCAUUGCUGCAUUACGGCGACCUAAACACGAAGAUUGUGGGCGUGCGCUACUACAGAGGGCAUGCCACCAUUGGGGAGCAUGUCAUCAUCAAACGAGAGCCUUCGAAUCAGUACGAUAGAAACGCGAUUCGAGUCGAUAACGUGAUGGGCAACCAGAUUGGUCAUAUUCCGAGAACCAUGGCAGCCAAGUUGGCAAAGUAUCUGGAUGAGCGGUCUUUGCUCGUUGAAGGCAUGCUGACAGGUGUCAUUGGCGCUUAUGACUGUCCCGUCGUGCUGAGACUCUAUGGCACGGCUAACCCUGAGCUCAAACGCGCUCUCAAAAACAGCAUGGAAGCGGACAGGCUGCCUCUGAAUGCCAUUAGACAAAGAGAGCGUGAGGAUGCUAAACGACAGAAGGAGCGUGAGAAGGCCGAGAAGCAAGCGGCCAAGCUGGCUCGUGCCAUGGCAAAGAGCAGAAAGGAUGAGGAGUGGCAGCUUUCAAGUAAUAUGGGCUACUCAAAUCUCUACUCCGGGGAAGGUGACCUGGAUCUUGAGAACCAGGAAAGCCUUGAAGAGCUCAUUGGACAAAGCAGUACCUUCAACCCUCGCGAUAUCGGCCAAGUGAAUGAAGAUUUUGGCAUCAAAGAAGCUGAUUUAGAAAUGAUGCCCAUGGCCGAAGAUCCAGAUGCUCUCGCGACACAGCUUCUACCGUAUCAGCGCCAGGGGUUGGCUUGGAUGAUUGCUCAGGAGAACCCGGUACUUCCUGCAGCUGGUUCUGCGGAGGUUGUGCAGUUGUGGAAGAGAAAUGGCAACAAAUUCACCAACAUCGCUACCAAUUACUCUACCUCACAGGCGCCGCCUCUGGCUAGUGGUGGUAUCCUGGCCGAUGACAUGGGUCUUGGCAAAACGAUUCAGAUCAUCGCUUUGAUCCUCGCAAACCCCCAGCCCAAGACUCCAGCCUCUUCUAAGACCACCUUGAUCAUCUCGCCAGUAGGUGUGAUGAGCAACUGGAAGAACCAAGCACAGGAUCACACUCAUAGCGACCGAGCCCCUAAGGUGCAUGUCUAUCAUGGACAAGGGAAGAAGGAGGCCGCCAAUCUCGAUCAGUAUGAUAUUGUCAUCACAAGCUAUGGCGCUUUGGCUAUGGAGUACAACCCGAACGCCAAAGUGCCUCCGAAGAAAGGGCUAUUCUCGCUCCAAUGGCGUCGUGUGGUUCUUGACGAGGGACAUACAAUUCGCAAUCCACGAUCUAAAGGUUCUAUCGCAGCUUGUAACCUGAGGGCAGACUCGCGCUGGACGCUUACAGGAACCCCUAUCGUGAACGCUCUCAAGGACCUUUACUCUCAAGUUCGCUUUCUCCGACUCACCGGUGGCCUCGAGGACAUGUCUGUGUUCAACAGCGUUCUCGUUCGGCCUCUUAUGUCAGAAGAUCCCAAUUCUCGUUUGCUACUACAGGCUCUGAUGAGCACCCUCUGCUUGCGUCGUCGGAAGGACAUGAACUUCGUGAAUUUGCGGCUUCCUCCGCUCACGUCUCGAGUCCUACGUAUCAAAUUCCAUCCGCAUGAGCAAGAGAAAUAUGAUAUGUUCCAAUCCGAGGCGCAAGGCAUGCUCAUAGAUUUCAAAUCCAAAGACAAAGGUGGCGCCACAUAUUCUCACCUUCUCGAAGUCAUCCUCCGUCUGCGACAAGUCUGCAACCACUGGGCACUUUGCAAGAACCGCAUUGACAAGCUAGCGGAGUUCCUCGAGAAGAACAAGAUUGUUCCGUUGACUCCGGAGAACAUCAAAGCGCUUCAAGACAUCCUACAAAUCCGCAUUGAAAGUCAGGAUUCCUGCCCCAUCUGCCUCGACCCCAUACAGCAGGAACAACCCGUGAUCACCACCUGCGCGCACGCCUUUUGUCGGAAGUGCAUCGAAGAAGUGAUCGACCGCCAACACAAGUGCCCCAUGUGUCGCGCCGACAUCGAAGACACAACCACGCUCGUCUCCCCGGCCGCGGAAAUGGGUGAGAGCACGGACACCGUCGUCGCCGACCCCGACAACCCCAGCAGCAAGAUCGAGGCCCUGGUCAAGAUCCUAACCGCGAAGGGCCAAACUGCCGACACCAAGACCGUCGUCUUCAGCCAGUGGACCUCGUUCCUGGAUCUGGUGGAGCCCCACCUCCAACGCCACGGGAUCGGCUUCGCGCGCAUCGACGGCAAGAUGAACUCCCUCGCCCGCGACAACUCCACAACCCGCUUCUCCACCGACCCCGAAUGCACCGUCCUGCUCGCCAGUCUGAGCGUCUGCAGCGUCGGUCUGAACCUUGUUGCCGCCAACCAGGCCAUCCUCGCCGACAGUUGGUGGGCGCCUGCCAUCGAAGACCAGGCCGUGGACCGUGUCUACCGGCUGGGUCAGAAGCGUGAGACCACGGUCUGGCGGCUCGUCAUGGAGGACAGUAUCGAGGACCGUGUGCUGGCGAUCCAGGACACGAAGCGUAAGCUGAUGCUGGCGGCGUUCCGUGAGACGUCCACGAAGAAGAAGCUCGAUGAUAAGGCCACCAGGGUGUCGGACUUGGAGUCGCUUCUGAAGUCGUGAAAGGGUGUUAUACUGUACUGCCACAUGACUGUUCAAGACUCAGUGCUCUGCCGCGGAAUAGAGGAUUGUAGGUAACCAUAUCCGGUUUCCGUGUAGCCUGUUAGUGUUAUUAUUAGCCAGCCAGCUUUGCGGACUUACCUUUG
Aspergillus uvarum CBS 121591 is the source of this 2961-nucleotide messenger RNA. RefSeq names its product DEAD/DEAH box helicase. Lineage: Eukaryota; Fungi; Ascomycota; Eurotiomycetes; Eurotiales; Aspergillaceae. The coding region runs from base 32 to 2818 and encodes 928 amino acids. The transcript has 3 exons. The record is from RefSeq and is a predicted model, not a curated record. Gene Ontology annotation, molecular function: zinc ion binding; ATP binding; hydrolase activity, acting on acid anhydrides, in phosphorus-containing anhydrides.